Molecule: messenger RNA, 333 nt
Organism: Heterobasidion irregulare TC 32-1
Lineage: Eukaryota; Fungi; Basidiomycota; Agaricomycetes; Russulales; Bondarzewiaceae
Exons: 5
Source: RefSeq, a predicted model, not a curated record
UACUCGCCUCUACAGCUGGAAGCGGCCCUACAGCCGUUCCCAGAGCAGUUGUUUCACCGGGUUAGCCGGCUGAGGCGGUCCUGUGUGAUGUUAUUGACACUCCGGACCGACCUCCAGGUGGAGCUUUUGACCGCUUUCUUAAAUACCCGUGGUCCGAGGGCGAUUCUUUCCUCAGACUCUUACCCUCUGGACCACAGUCCUGUCGUUAUAGAGCUUCUUUUUGGCACUCUCUCUGUGCCAGUCGCUUCAUUGUCACUGCGUUCAACAUCCACAUCAGGAGGGACAAUGGCAGGAGCAAGAGGUGGAGGAGGUGCUGGGUCUGCCACAGGAUGA